CCUUCCUGCUGGCUGAACAGGAGACCAAAAUUUCAUCUGAGGGAUUACAAGACACUUCAUAUGUGCUCGUGUGAUGGUGAUAUCCUGCAUGAUCGUCUCUUGUUGACAGCAGGAACCUCCGUGUUUCUUGGAUUUCCCCGGGAUCAAAGUUUGUUUUCUGAGCAGAGAGUGUGAAUGAAGUGUGCGGAAGCAGGAAACAUGUCAAACGGACAUUUCAGUCACCUGUUGAGGGGAGUCUGGUUGCUGUGGCUCUGGCAAGUUGUGUUUGUUGCUGGAACUGGGAGUAAACUAUGGGAGGUGCCCUCAGUCUCCUUCACUUCCUCCUCCAAUCUCAGUGAGAGCCUGCAAUGGGAGCCCCACUGCCAGUACCACCACCUACAGGACAGAGUGAGAAUCACAGCAGACAUCCCCCCAAGACUGGAUGGUACCUGGGUGUCAAUAAGAUGUGAGGUUCGGCCUGGUCCAGAGUUCCUCACCCGCUCUUACACCUUCCACCCCACCCGUCACUUCCAGGCCCUGCAGCACUACUACACCGACAGUGGUUGCGAGGACCCGGCCUACUCCCUGAUGAUAAGGGGGAAACUUCGACUGCGUCAGGCCUCUUGGAUCACCCGUGGAGGCACUGAAGCAGAACACCACAUCAGCAAGGUUGGCAUUGUGAUCCACAGCCUGGCAGCCAAGCAGAGGCUGGCCUCAAGGCUGCCUCCAUCCUGUGUGGAUCUGACCCUCAGCCAUGUGAUGCCAGGGAAACUGUAUGAGCUGUACAACACCCGGGCAGGAAGGGGAUGUCUCGCAGCACUGGGCUUCUCCAUGAUGGAGAUGGGUCUGAUACGAGUGGAGACACAACACCACAUCCAUGGAGGGAAGGUCCAGGAGCUGUUCUUAGGGGAUAUACACACUGACUGGACUCAGAGGACCCACUAUAGGCCUACAGGGUACCAGCAGCCACUGCAGAAUGCAAUGCAUCACAUCCACCCCUGUCCGGUGUGCGCCUUGGUGUACCGCUCCACAGAGCAGCGCCCCCCAGUGUUGCCUCGCGGCUCUGUAGCUCCUCUGUCUCUGGCAGGCCGCUGGACCAGCCAGCACUGUGAAACCCGUCCCAACGUCCUCUUCCUUACCAGAGACUUCUCCUUUGAUCCUGACCAGCACGUGUGGGAGGGCGUCUACCGGCACUACUCUGACCCUACCUGCUCUCAGCCCACGUUCACCCUGAGAGCCUCUGGCCACUACGCUCAAGGAAACCCCUCCGCCAAGGUGUCAGGAGCCACUGAGUUUGUCUUCAAGGUCAUCCAGGUGAGUGUUACAGCCAUAGAGGAGUCCACUGCUAAGUUGUUGAAUGGGACGAGGCCAGGAAAAUGUGGUGAGGCUGGAGGCUGGGAAGUCGGGGUGGAGCAGGAUUUGACUUCCACAGAUGGGUGCACAGUGCUGGGCAUCAAGCUGCCACACAAGGAGUACGAGCUCUUCAAGACUGAGCUGGACCACAGGAAACACCUGAUGCUGCUCAUCGGUGAGAGGCCAACUGACGGGUCCAGCCCUGACCGACCACAGAGGAGACCCACUUCCUUUCAGGCUCCUUUGGUGCUUUGCGGUGGGGGGGAGACAAAUCCCUCGCAUCGCCAUGGCUCCGGUUUUAACAGCAAGCAAGUUCAGUUAGCUGCCAGUGGGACAGAGAGGCUGGCACUGGUGGUGUUACUGGUGCUUGGAUCUGUGCUGUGCAGCUGGAUCUGUGUUUAUUAGAGACGUUCAUGAAUCAAUCCUGUUACACAGCUGAAGUCAUUGAUGGACAUUGUCUUCUGGCAGCUUUCCCUCACUCUCCCUGCGUAUGAUGUUGACCACAUGUGCGGUCAAGAAAAAUCA
Messenger RNA from Scomber scombrus (Atlantic mackerel), 1857 nucleotides. RefSeq names its product adenomatosis polyposis coli down-regulated 1-like (gene apcdd1l). Gene Ontology annotation, molecular function: Wnt-protein binding. Gene Ontology annotation, cellular component: plasma membrane. Gene Ontology annotation, biological process: negative regulation of Wnt signaling pathway. The coding region runs from base 175 to 1737 and encodes 520 amino acids. NCBI's taxonomy places the organism in Eukaryota, Metazoa, Chordata, Actinopteri, Scombriformes, Scombridae. The transcript has 4 exons. The record is from RefSeq and is a predicted model, not a curated record.